GUAUUUGUAGGUGAAGCUCCCGAAGCCACUGCGCAUAAACACAACAGCGUUAUAGUCACUAUUCGUCGCCUCACCAUCGCUAUUCCAGGUCCUACAACUCAACCUUACACCAAAGCUAUGCGCAAGAAUUUCCAUCUGCAUUCAGGCGAACUAAAAAUAGAAGCACAACUGCCCAAGGAAAUAUUUUAUCAUGGAGAAAUUAUUCCUGUUACGAUUCAGCUAGACAAUUUGUCUAGCAACACCGUGAGACGUAUUAAAUUUCAGGCGAGUUUAAAACAUCAAAGACUUCUUAUUGUAAUUCAACUGACUGAUAUCACAUUGUUUCGCCAACAGCAAUUCAAGACCGUGGUAUUUAGUCUAGAAAGCGAGGAAGGAUUUCCCAUCGAAGCGGGUACCAUGGGUUGGACGCAAACUUACAAACUUCGCCCUCUGCUUUUUGACAACCGUCACCAACCAGGCCUUGCUUUGGAUGGAAAAAUGAAACACCAGGACACCAAUUUGGCCACCUCAACACUUAUCAAGGACUAUCGCAAAAGGGAUUUAUUGGGUAUCAUUGUGCAGUACCUGAUCCGCUUGAAGAUCGUCACUGGCUUCGGGGGUCGAGAUACUGAAAUGGACAUUCCCUUCAUUUUGACGCACCCGCGCAAGGAGGUGGAGCAGAGCAUGGUUGGCGGGCCAGAUGAGGUUGUGAUUGAGAAGUUCUCCCGAACCAAAAUACAACAACACAGCGAAACACCUUCGGGUCCUGAGGAACCCUGCGACAAAGUCUAA
Messenger RNA from Protopolystoma xenopodis, 771 nucleotides. The record is from the annotation of a GenBank genome assembly. Lineage: Eukaryota; Metazoa; Platyhelminthes; Monogenea; Polystomatidea; Polystomatidae.